AUGACAUUACCUCACAACAUUGAAUUCAAAUUUCCACUCAAGGAGCUUCCAGGAAUGGAACUCGAGAGAACUCACGAUUCUCCUAAUUACAGCGGUGGUUUUGGUGACGUCUGGAAAUGCAGCUGGUCCCCUUCUUCUGUAAAUCUCCCGGUCGCAGUUGCAAUCAAGGUAGUGAGGGUCGCUGACUCCGGUCAAACAGAAAUUUUAGCAAAGACGGCCCAGGGCAUACGGCGCGAGGCCUACGUCUGGGUCAACUUGAAAGAUGACCAUGUCCUUUCGCUUCAUGGAAUCACAGGUGGUUUCGGAGUCUUACCAGCUUUUGUUUCGUCGUGGGUGACAAAAGGAUCUCUCGAUAGCUAUUAUCGCCGAUGA
Suillus paluster is the source of this 372-nucleotide messenger RNA. RefSeq lists its product as uncharacterized. Gene Ontology annotation, molecular function: protein kinase activity. Bases 1 to 372 code for a protein of 123 amino acids. The record is from RefSeq and is a predicted model, not a curated record. The transcript has 3 exons. Lineage: Eukaryota; Fungi; Basidiomycota; Agaricomycetes; Boletales; Suillaceae. Gene Ontology annotation, biological process: protein phosphorylation.